This is a messenger RNA of Solea solea (common sole), 1849 nucleotides long. RefSeq names its product chemokine-like receptor 1 (gene cmklr1). Gene Ontology annotation, biological process: chemotaxis; positive regulation of macrophage chemotaxis; inflammatory response. The transcript has 2 exons. The coding region runs from base 108 to 1163 and encodes 351 amino acids. Gene Ontology annotation, cellular component: plasma membrane. Gene Ontology annotation, molecular function: complement receptor activity; G protein-coupled receptor activity. Lineage: Eukaryota; Metazoa; Chordata; Actinopteri; Pleuronectiformes; Soleidae. The record is from RefSeq and is a predicted model, not a curated record.
CUCAGCGGACACUCAGCUCAGUGGACACUCAGCUCUGGACACGAUCAAACCAACAGCAGUGAAAUCUGUCCUCCGUCCUGCAGCUGUCAUUCUUAAGGAAAGUGAAUAUGCCUGAUUAUGAAUUUGAUGACUAUAAUAUGGACUACAACUACACCUAUGAAAACGAUUCAACGCCACACGAGGGGCAUUCUUUUCACCAUGAACCAAUGUGUUUUAAGGAAAUCAUGUGUGUGCUUCUCCUGGUGGUCAGUGUGCUGAUUUUCCUGCUGGGCUUCUGUGGAAAUGCUCUGGUCAUCUGGAUUUCUGGCUUUAAGAUGAAGAAGACGGUCAACACCACGUGGUACUUGAGCCUUGCUAUCUCAGACUUCAUCUUCUGUGCUUUCGUGCCGUUCAGCAUCACCAACAUGGUGAUGGAGGAGUGGAUCUUUGGCCUCUUUUUGUGCAAAUUUACUUCCACUGUGAUGUUCCUCAACAUGUUCAGCAGCAUCUUCCUCCUCGUCAUUAUCAGCAUCGACCGUUGCAUCUCUGUCAUGGCUCCAGUUUGGGCCCAGAACCAGCGCACUGUCAAGAAGGCCUCCGCUGUUGUUUUGCUGGCCUGGACUCUGGCCAUCGGUUUGAGUUUCCCCUCUGUAAUUUUCCGCGACGUUAGAAGCCACCUGGGUCGUACCAUUUGCUUCAACAACUACACAUUAAACCAGCACAGCCACAAGAUAGUUGCACUGAGCCGCUUCUUCGCGGGGUUUGUUGUCCCCUUUCUCAUCAUCAUCAUUUGCUACUCUGCCAUCAUCCUCAAGCUCCGCACCAACAGGAUGGCCAGGUCCUCCAAACCCUUCAGAGUGAUGACCGCACUAGUGGCUGCUUUCUUCAUCUGCUGGCUGCCCUACCACGUGUUUGUGCUACUUGAGCUGAAUCCCCACAGCCUAAAUCAUAAUAUUUUAACCACUGGACUCAAAGUGGGCACAUCUUUGGCAGCCACAAACAGCUUCCUCAACCCAGUGUUGUAUGUUUUCAUGGGCAAAGACUUUAAGCGGAAGUUCAAGAGCUCCGUUUUCUCAAAGAUGGCGAACGCAAUGGGGGAGGAAGAACGCACCAACACCACCAACACCAGCCGGUACCUGUCCAGGUCCAGCUCUGUGGACUGCAGAGCUUCCACACACAUUUAGAGGUAACAGAAAUGGUUUCAGUCCCUGUGCUCAUUUGACAAUGAGAUUGCUGUUUUUCCUGACACGAUUGGUUAAGAGCAGAUAUCUGAUUUAGCUUUGCUUAUGUAAGCACACUCCUGAAGAAUCUGCAAAUCUGAACCAACAUACAAACAUCUUUGUUAAGUCUUCUGUUGCUCUGCACAAUGGAUUCUGCCUCAUUCAGCAGGAGUUUCACAAACAAUGUACAGUAAACAAACUGCUGCACAUGGAUGUAUUUUUGUUCUGAACAUAUAGAAAUCACUUUAGUUUUGCUCAUUUGACAUUUAACUGAUGUGUUAAAGUUUUGCCUGAGCAACAAGGAAAAGUUGAAACAAGUAUGAUGUGGUUUGUUCAUGAUGCCACAGUGUGCCACUAUGUAUAUGUUAUUGAAUGUAUAUCAUAUAUAUCAACAAUAUGACAAAUGAAAAUGAAUGGGUCUAUCUGAAAUUCUGAAAAGAAGUUUAUUGUGUGAGAUGAAUAAAUUCUUAUCUUUCCAACAUCUAACAACAGUAACCACAUAAACCAUAUAGUACAAAUAACACAAACCCAGCUGUUACCACUAAGUGACAACAGCUGUUUGUUGAACAAACAUGUAUUUUUAUUCAUGCGUAAGAAAUUGUAAUUAUGGUUUGUAAUUUCUGAAAUAAAGUUGUUUUUUUAUGCUCCAA